AUGGCAUCACAAGACAAGCAAGUAUUUUAUGUGAGUGAUCCAGUAGAUGCUCGAUGGUCAGUUGUCCUAACAAGUACAUUGAUUAUGGAUCCAUCAUAUGAUGAAGAUGGCGAUCCGUUUGUUGAUGAUCAUGGUAAUGGUCUAGAGGGGAUUAAUCCUACCGCACCAACAAAUACACAAGAUAAGAAAUAUAGGGGUAAAUCAAACUGUAGUGAUGUAUUCAAAGCAAGAAGUGAGGGUCGCAAUUAUGAGGUCGAGUACAAUCGUUUUGGCCGAGCGAUGGGAAAAGGGGGGAUCAAGAUGAACAGCACCAUCGGUCUUCUAUCACGCACAACCCUUCCUUUAGAUAUCGACAAUUGGAAACAAAUGCCAAAGGAUAAAAAAGAGACUUUAUGGGAUCAAAUACAGCGUAUAUCGAAGAGAAUUAAAGAGGCUCGAGCAAAAAUGAUCAUACUUGGAGGAUACGGUUCCAAAUCCAUCGUUGCAUAUGUUUAUGAUCACACUCAGAUGACUGAGCGCCGAGCAUCGCAGAGUGUGGCCCCUGCAUCAUCUGUUGUAUCUUGUGUCAGCGAUAAUGUCAACGCUACUACUGGUGCUGCUACUACUACUGCUACUAUUGCAACUGCUACCAUUGCGGCUACUACUGCUGCUCCUACUACUACUGCUACUUCUGCUACUGCAGCUGCUACAGCUACCGCUGGUACUGCUGCUACUUCUACUGCUACUAUUUCUACAAAUACUACUACUAAUGUGGCUACAGCUGCUCCUACUACUACUGCCACUGCAACUGCCGCUCUUGCUACUGCUCCUGCUCCUGCCAUUGCUACUGCUAUAUCUUGCUGCUACUGCUACUGCUACUACUGCUCUAGUAUUGCUAUUGCUACUACUGCUUCUACUAUCGCUGUUGCUACUGCAGCUCCUACUAAUCUUUCUACUACUACUGCUGCACUACUGCUACUAUUAGCUGUUACUGGUGCUGCUGCUGCUACUGCUACUGCUACAUCUACUAUUACAACUGCUGCUACUGCUGCUGCUCCAACUAAUACUGAUACUACUACUGCUGCUAUUGCUACUGCUUCUACUGCUCCUAUUGCUACUCCUAUUGUUACUGCUACUGCUACUGGUGCUCCGAUUACUAUUGAUGCUCCUACUACUACUUCUGCUACUCCUACUUCUACAACUUCUACAGCUACUGCUACUUCUACUGCUCCUGCUUCUUCUCCUGUGCUUGCUGCUGCUUCUGCAACUGCUACUGCUACUGCCCCUGCCCCUGUUCCUGCUACUGGUACUGUCAAGAGAUUUUGA
Molecule: messenger RNA, 1305 nt
Organism: Humulus lupulus (European hop)
Lineage: Eukaryota; Viridiplantae; Streptophyta; Magnoliopsida; Rosales; Cannabaceae
Exons: 11
Coding region: 1-1305 (434 amino acids)
Source: RefSeq, a predicted model, not a curated record